Centruroides sculpturatus (bark scorpion) is the source of this 788-nucleotide messenger RNA. RefSeq lists its product as uncharacterized. Lineage: Eukaryota; Metazoa; Arthropoda; Arachnida; Scorpiones; Buthidae. The transcript is spliced from 5 exons. The record is from RefSeq and is a predicted model, not a curated record. The coding region runs from base 241 to 645 and encodes 134 amino acids.
CAUGACUCAUUAUUCAAUAUACACAAUAAAACAGUAUAGAUUUUAUAUUACAACGCGAUUAUUUCAUACUAAAUUGUAAUUUUUUCUUAACAAAUUCGACAGAUUCGAGGAGGCCACCUGGGAAACUGAAAACCAGUUUGAAUGAGACGGUUACCAAGAAAAAAAAAAUGAAAUCAAAAUGUCUUCUAUGUAGAUGACCACACCACUUACCGAUACAGUCUACAAGAAAUCUAUCUGACAAUGAAGCUGACAGUGUUUAUAAUCGUGUUAUCGUUCGGUUACUGUUUUAAUCAAUAUAUCGGAAGAAGGAGGUUUGAUUAUAAUCCUUUGACACGUCGUACGUCUUCCAGAGCCAGAUUGUCGUUAACGUGUGGAGAAUUCAUGACAGUGAAAAUAGACUUUGCAUACCCCUUUCGAGGUCUGGCUUAUGUUGGAAAAGGUCAUAAUAAAUGUGUACUUAGAGGAGAUGGAAAGAGAGCUUACACUAUGAGAAUUCCACUUAACGAUUGUGGGACUAAACAAAACUGUCCGCCAGGAAGCUUUACAAACUUAUUAUCCAUUCAAUACGAGCCAAAUUUAACAAGAGGGGAGGACGAAUCACACUCGAUUCGUUGUAAAUACGGCAUUCCACGACGUUACUAUUGAAUUAUUAAUUCAAUUUAUUGGAAUCGUAUAAAUUUAAUCCAUAGUAAUAUUAAUAAUUGAUUAAAAAUAUUGUAAUUCUUGUAAUUCCGCACGCUUGAUGACGUAAUAAAUCUACUAAGGUGAUGAAGUUUAUAAUGUAAACU